GCGCCUCCGCGCAAGCCGUCCGGCAGCGGAGAGGCUUUGUGGAACACACUGAAAUUGCUGUCUAAAUUCCGUUGAAAAAGCAUGGAACAGCCGCGUGCCACGGAUGUAGGUUUAUACCCGACCCUGGAAUAUGCACUGCACCACUGCGGGCCCUUCGUCAACAGAUGGAUCAACUUCAUAGAGUGGAAAACUGGGCAGCGCCGUGUAAGCAUCUUCAUCGGGGUGGUGCUGCUAAUUGCUUUGUACAUGAUCGUCGGUGCACACGCUCCCAUCGUAUGCAACUCUAUCAUGUUCUUUGUGCCUGCCUAUAUAUCAUUCCGUAACAUCGAAGUGAGCACAAAAAACGAGGACUCUCGUUACCUCGUCUACUGGCUCCUGUAUGGCCUUCUAGGUUUGCCCGAAUUCUACGGUGACUUUUUACGUCGGCGCUUCAAAAUAUUUUGGCUGUGCAAGUUUGCUUUCCUACUGUGGUGCAUCCUACCGACGCCCGAAAACGGAGUCACACUCGUGUACUUCAAAAUACUUCAACCUAUCUUCCUGCGUACCAGAGGCGAUGGUUGGUCUCAGGAGCGUGACGACAGAGAAGAUACUCUUCUAAGGGACGCUUCAGUGAUCAGCAGGCGCAAGACCAGACGUCAUACUGGAAGUCGCAGGUCGUCCAUACUGCCAUCCCCGGCAGACGAAGAGCAGCUUGGCAGCUUGCCUAAUGUGCAGCAGAGCUUCAUCGACCAAGGAAAUAAACCCGCAGGAUUUGAAAUGGCAGACAAGAAACCGGCGUCCGACCCAUCUGACAACAAAUCGGACAAUAAAUCUGACAACAAGCCUGACACUCAAGCUAGCGGCAAACCUGGCAACGGAGCCCCCAUCAUACCUUCCGGCACCAAACCUGCUGGAAAAGACAACAACAAAAAGAAACAGCAAGCGGACCAGCCUCAAGGACAGGAAAAGGCAGAUGGUACAACGAAAUCCAAAUCGGAUGAUGUCCUCCAAACCACGACGGCGCCACCGUCUUCGAAACAUGUCCUAGGAUCAAAAUCAAGUAGCCCCGCCGCUCUCAUGAAGCUUCUCUCACAGGCACAGAGCCCGAUCGAAAAUGCCGAGGCAAUACUUAAUCCAGUUGUGCUUCAAGGCUUACUUGCUGCACCAGAAGGGAAAGCUUCUCAAUGUGACUUCGCAGAACCUGCACCAGGACCGUCCGGUGUCAACCCCACUAACAUACGCCACACACCCAUGUGUGCUCAUAAGGAAACCCAGAGCAGCUUAACUGACAUACACGUACGACCACCAACACCACCCUCACAACCAAACCCAACAGAAGGCAGCUAUUACCAACAGAGAUAUCCAGGCUAUAGCUAUCCUUCCCCCAAGACUUCAUCCAGCUACUACGACCUUCAAGGUGGCAACAAGAACAGCCUUUCCCUUCUGCAAACUAUGCUGCAGCCCUUUUAUAGUCUCGCAAACGCUACAGCCUACUGGAACUAUCUCAACUCCAUGAACAAUCAGCCUUCUUACGUGUUGUUACCUUCACCUAGUUACACUGGAUACAUACCGUACCCUUACCCCUAUCCGUACCCAUAUCCGAGUUCCUACCAGAUUCCUACGCCGUCUCCCAUGCCGCCGUAUAGUUACUCCGGAGGAUCUAUAAACGCACAGCCUUCAACGACUGAGUUCCCGAGUCUCUACGCGACACAGGCAAGGUCACCAGCGGCACCGGAACGCAGUUCUUCAGAACCACGUCUCCCUGCGAAAGGAGCCAAGAGUUCCAGAGGAUACGUGCCUCCAGGAGCGCCUAAGAAGCACCCGAGGGAGUCAGAUCUUGGCAGCGAGGAUGACAUAUACGAGUAUUCAUUCCUCGCAGACAGCACAGACAUUGACAGACAAUCGGUGGAGCCUACAGCAUCGAGAGAGUCCAAGAGCAAGAAAAAGAGCAGCAAAGGAAAGAAGGAAGAGGCGAAAGAGGAGAAGGCGAAAGAGGAGAAGGCGAAAGACGAGAAGGCGAAAGACGAGAAGGCGAAGGAUGAGAAGGCGAAAGAUGAGAAGGCAAAGUCCAAGAAGGGGGAUAAAGCAGAUAAGAAGCAGAAGGGUAAAGAUGAAGAUAAGAAGAAAGCGGAGAAAGAACAAAAAGAAGGUGCAGAGAAGAAAGAUACUGGCGGUGAUGAUAAUGCUGAUAAGGUAGCUGGAGAUGCUGCUGAUAAGAAAGGCGACAAAGGCAAGGAUAAGACGGCAGAAAAGACCAGCACACAAGAAGCCAAAACAAAGGAAAAAGAACCCGCCGACAAGGACGAUAAGAAUGCAACUAAAGACGAAAAAGAUGGGGGCAAAGGAAAAUAGGGAUUCCACCUCUGCAUACCAAUCACCGAAGUCUGAUGAGAAGAAAUUAUAUGCCCUGGAACGCCUAUAUAUCGUCUAUAUUUUUUUAGCUCAUUCCAACAAUAAAUUACGACAACAGUUA
Molecule: messenger RNA, 2452 nt
Organism: Ornithodoros turicata
Lineage: Eukaryota; Metazoa; Arthropoda; Arachnida; Ixodida; Argasidae
Exons: 7
Coding region: 82-2331 (749 amino acids)
Source: RefSeq, a predicted model, not a curated record